Molecule: messenger RNA, 1854 nt
Organism: Candidozyma pseudohaemuli
Lineage: Eukaryota; Fungi; Ascomycota; Pichiomycetes; Serinales; Metschnikowiaceae
Exons: 1
Coding region: 1-1854 (617 amino acids)
Source: RefSeq, a predicted model, not a curated record
AUGAAGACAGAACACCUUUAUUUCUUCAAAAAGGCAGAAGACCAGAAGGAGGUCGAGGAUAACGUAGCCUCGGUCAUCGAAAAACACCCCGAGGCGUAUGCGUCCCAUGAAGUGUACGCUUUUGCAGAGAAUAAUACAAUGUGGAUGAUGACAGACCUUGAACUCCGUACUUCAAAUUCAAGCUCCCUCGACGAAAAGGCCAUUGUGAAGGAGGCCAGACGGAAAGAAGGCAUCAGCUAUUUGGGAUCAGGACCCACGUUGAACGAUUCAAAUUGCAGACUCGUUCAGUGCGUCACGGAAAGAAGGCUGUUGAAUGUGGACCCACUAGAGGCUUUGGGAGACAAUGCUUUGAACACUCCUAUAGACAAAAGAGCGCUUUACGAGCUUUACUGUCUUUGGGUUGGAAAAAAACGGAUUCCUUUCCAGCCUGGUAUCACCAGAAAGUCGGUUUUCAGCUGGCAUGAUAUUCGAAGUCAGCCUUCACUGACAGUAGUUGUUGAACCACAAGAUUCGAAAAACGUCCAUCCCAUCGAGGCCACACUAAUGGUGGACUACAAUUUUGACCAGGACGUGGAGUUUUCACAGCUAUCCAACGUUGUGUGUCCAGGCAAAAUGAUCACAGACUUUGACAUCCGAUUGUACCUGAAGAAACCAGCAUUCUGUAGCUGUAUACGGGGCAUAGUGGUGAAGAGAAUAGUGGUGAAACUCAAGGAGUUCACAAGCUGUAAAGUUGCCGUUAACGGCACAUAUGCUGUUUGCAAAGACGUUAGAGAUGAGACUUUGCGGGAUACAGAGUGCAAUUAUUCUAUUUCACCAGACCGCUUCCAUAGAUACCCCGGUGAAGCAUCUGUAUUAAUUCCUUCGAAAUUCCACCAAUGCCGCCUUCCAUACCUAGGUCCCAGCUUCAGUUCAGAAAACUGCUCGAGAACUUACGCUCUUGAGUAUGAGGUUUCUUUUGAGUGUACUAGGGGAAUUUGUUCUUCGAAGUUCGUUGCGCUUAUUGGAAUAGGCGUACCACUGCCCGAAAAGUCCUAUUUGUACCCCGAAAAGCAGGUGAAGAGAGUAAGGGAUUUGCUUCACAUUGAUACAUUUCCGAAAUCACCGUUGGUCAUGCACGAUGUCAGAAGAAAUACCGAAAAACGAACAUCCAGCACCAAAGCGGGCAUCUUGGGAUACCAGACUUUAUCCGUUUCAGACAAGGAAGGAUCGGUCUUGACCACCACCACUAUCUCAUUGCUGGAUUCUCCUCCAAAGACCGAAAAGCCCAUUUCGUAUCUCGAUUCCAAAAUCGACCCUAACUGUGCGUUGGUUUAUCGAAAAGACAGAUACUCGCUUUCUGGAGUCAAGCUUGAAAAGUCAGUGUGGUUGUCUCUCUACGACAGCUACGAUCUCUUGCCCAAGAACCCCAACUACUUUCUCCUAGUGGCUCAAAAAAAGAAGGUGAUACUGGGAAUGCCAUUUGAGGAAGCCUUCAAAAUCAGCAUCAUUACAGCUCACGAUGAGCCUUUGGGCAUCAGCAAUAUAGAUAUAACGAUUGUUAAGAAGACAGUCGUUAUGGAGGGACAAAAGCAGGUGUGCACUGAGAAGAGCUUUCCAUUGUUGAACAAUUGUCUCGGACUAUUAUUCGGUGUUUCUCUUCCUUCGUAUCAUUCUGGGAAUAAGCGUUUUGAGUAUCGUCUCCCUGACGAAAUCACAAAAUGCAAGAUUCCCAAAUUAGCACCAUCGCUAGCAUCGAGCACAAUGCACUGGGACUACUUUCUUGUGGUGGAGAUCACACCAGACUGGAUGACGCCGUUUGCUAAAAGGUUUGGGGCGAUACAGCGGGUGGAUAUCGUUGGAGAGGAUUUUUGCUGA